Xyrauchen texanus (razorback sucker) is the source of this 1913-nucleotide messenger RNA. Its product is annotated as acid ceramidase-like. NCBI's taxonomy places the organism in Eukaryota, Metazoa, Chordata, Actinopteri, Cypriniformes, Catostomidae. The coding region runs from base 91 to 1278 and encodes 395 amino acids. Gene Ontology annotation, molecular function: fatty acid amide hydrolase activity; N-acylsphingosine amidohydrolase activity. The transcript has 14 exons. Gene Ontology annotation, cellular component: lysosome. Gene Ontology annotation, biological process: fatty acid metabolic process. The record is from RefSeq and is a predicted model, not a curated record.
UGCGCAGAUCACAAACUGUCACGAGGAUCAUCAGUAGUAGCACUUCCUCGUUCACAGACGCGAUCCUGGAGUAAGAGGACGUGUCGCAUCAUGGACAUCAAAUUAAAUUUAUGCUGUUUUCUUUUAAGCUGUAUGUUUAUGUGCUUGUCUGCACAAUAUGUGCCUCCGUACACUGAAGAUUGCAGAAAUGGCAUGUAUCCUCCAAACGGCCCAACAUUUAAAGGUGAUGUUCCUUGGUAUACUGUUGAUCUGGACUUGCCACCCAGCAAAAGAUGGACAGAUGUUAUCACAAGCAAAAAGAAUGAAAUGGUGAGUAUGAUUCAGGCUAUCCGAGAUCUUGCAGAUGCCUUUGUUCCCAGCGGGAAGCUCAUUGAUCUAGUGGACAAGGAUUUGCCCUUGAUGGUGCCUACCUUACCCUACCCUUUCAAUGAAGAGAUCAGAGGAAUUGCAUCAGCAUCUGGUGUUUCUUUGGGUGAGGUUGUGCUCUUCAAUAUAUUUUAUGAGGUUUUCACGGUUUGCACUUCACUGGUUGCAGAGGAUGUAAAUGGCAAUCUUAUUCAUGCAAGAAACAUGGACUUUGGACUUUUCAUGGGAUGGGACAUGCAGAACAGGUCAUGGGUCAUUACAGAGAAGCUGAAGUCAAUGGUUGUAAACAUUGACUUCAGACGAAACAACCACACCGUCUUCAAGUCCACCAAUUUCGCUGGAUAUGUGGGCAUGCUCACUGGUAUUCGUCCGCAAACAUUCACCCUCACUAUGAAUGAGCGAUUCAGUCUGGAUGGAGGGUACAUUGGGAUCUUGGAGUGGAUCCUGGGGAAGAGAGAUGGCAUGUGGAUGAGUUUUCUGACUCGUUCUGUUCUGGAAAACGCCACCAGUUAUGAGGAUGCCAAGGCACUGCUGUCUGACACUAAACUGCUGGCUCCAGCCUACUUCAUCCUUGGAGGCAAUCAGACGGGUCAGGCCUGCAUUAUUACCAGAUCCAGAAAAAACAGCAUCAGUCCUUUAGAGCUCGAUGUGAAGAAUGGCAGGUGGUAUGUAUUGGAGACUAACUAUGACCACUGGAAAGAGCCUCUGUUUUUGGAUGACCGCAGAACUCCAGCUAUGAAAUGCAUGAAUCAGACUACACAGGCUAAUAUCUCCAUUAAGACUGUCUAUGAUGUCCUCUCCACUAAGCCAGUCCUUAAUAAAUUGACCACAUACUCUACUCUUAUGGAGGUGUCUAAGGGAUCAUUGGAAUCUUUCAUCCGCGACUGCCCCAACCCCUGCAUGCCGUGGUGAUGGGCUCCAAGAUUUGCUGCAUUACUAUGAUGUUUUUUUGCACAUUAAUGUAUCAUACAAACUUUUAAUUGUUGGGCUCUUAAAUUUUAAAUGGUUUGCAACAUCUGCUUUUGGAAUCAUUUGUGGGCACCAUUGGGUUUGUCAAGCUUAGCUAUGGGUCAUAAUGCCAACUACAGGUAUAUUUAAGAGCUAACAGCCACUGCUACACUUUGUCAAAAGAUUAUGUCAGAUGCAAAGUAAUCAUUAAUUGUAAACUCGGUAGCAGUUAAGGCUUAGAACUAUAACGGGUUGUAAAUUUGUAUUUUUUUUAUUGAUUGAUUGUUUCUAUACAUGUUUUAUUUUUUAACUUGAUAUUUGCAUACACAAAUGUACAGUGGAACACAUUUUAACUUGAUAAUCAACACUAGUGCAUCUGAUCAUUUUUCCUCUUGCAUUUAACAGAACUGAAGAGGUUAAGUAAAGCUAAAACAAAUGUACAUGAAUAUUUGUAUACUACUAAUAUUUGUGCACUAUACAAAUCUAUGCAACAACACAAAGAGCAUCAAUGAACUGUGUAAAUAAUUGACAUGGGAAUAUUGGUGAAGAAUUGCAUUAAUAAACAUUUUUUUGCCAAAUAAAAAACACUGACCACCAAA